Molecule: messenger RNA, 520 nt
Organism: Podospora pseudopauciseta
Lineage: Eukaryota; Fungi; Ascomycota; Sordariomycetes; Sordariales; Podosporaceae
Gene: RPS17B
Product: 40S ribosomal protein S17.e.B
Exons: 3
Coding region: 1-447 (148 amino acids)
Biological process (GO): translation
Cellular component (GO): ribosome
Molecular function (GO): structural constituent of ribosome
Source: RefSeq, a predicted model, not a curated record
AUGGGUCGCGUUCGUACCAAGACUGUCAAGAAGUCCGCCAAGGUCAUCAUUGAGCGGUACUACCCCAAGUUGACUCUCGACUUCGAGACCAACAAGCGUGUGUGCGAUGAGAUUGCCAUCAUUGCUUCCAAGCGCCUCCGCAACAAGAUUGCCGGCUACACCACCCACUUGAUGAAGCGCAUUCAGCGUGGCCCCGUCCGCGGUAUCUCCUUCAAGCUUCAGGAGGAGGAGCGUGAGCGCAAGGAUCAGUACGUUCCCGAGGUCUCCGCUCUCGACUUCACCCAGAACUCCGAGAGCGGCCAGCUCGAUGUCGAUACCGAGACCAAGGACCUCCUUAAGCACCUCGGCUUCGACGCCAUCCCCGUCAACGUCAUCCCCGUUACCCAGAACCCCGCUGUUGAGCGUGGCCCCCGCCGCUUCGGUGGUGACCGCCCCCGCCGCGACUAAAUUGUUUCUUCGAAAGAGGGGACAUUUUAGGACCACCAAUAGAAAACGACGCUUGACGACUUCGAUCACGAUA